Drosophila innubila is the source of this 853-nucleotide messenger RNA. RefSeq names its product probable pseudouridine-5'-phosphatase. The transcript is spliced from 2 exons. NCBI's taxonomy places the organism in Eukaryota, Metazoa, Arthropoda, Insecta, Diptera, Drosophilidae. Bases 71 to 793 code for a protein of 240 amino acids. The record is from RefSeq and is a predicted model, not a curated record. Gene Ontology annotation, molecular function: phosphatase activity.
GAACAUUUUUUUCAAUUCAGUAAAAUAAAUCUUGAAAAUGUUUUAGUCGAGAUUAGCGCAAGGACCAAAGAUGCCAGAUGCUAAUGCAAAAUGUUUCCAGAAAGUGACGCAUGUCAUCUUCGACAAUGAUGGAACGCUAAUGGAUUCCGAAAAGAUCUAUGCAAAGACGGUACAGAAUCUGCUCUCGCCUUUUGACCAAACCUUCACCGAUGAACUUAAAAUGCGCGGCAUGGGAAGGCCAUCCCAAUAUAUGGUGGAUCUAUUGAUCGAUUCUUACGACCUGCCCGUGGAGCGAAGUGAUUUAUUACAUCAAUAUGAAACGGAGGCCAAUCAAUUGCUGGAGAACGUGCCAUUGAUGCCAGGUGUAGAUGAUCUGCUGCGACAUCUCUAUGAUCAGCAUAUACCCAUGGCCAUAGCCACCUCCUCGCAUCGGGAUUCGUUUCGUAUCAAAGCUCGUCCUCAUUGUGAUUUGAUGUCCGUUUUUCAUCACGUUGUCUGCGGAAGUGAUCAGGAACUGAAAAGGGGAAAACCAGCUCCGGAUAUCUUUCUGUUAGCCGCAUCUCGUUUUAAGCCCCAGCCUCCGCCCCACUGUUGUCUGGUCUUCGAGGACUCGCCCGCUGGUCUUCGAGCAGGCUUAGCUGCGGGUAUGCAGGUUGUUAUGAUACCCGAUCCACUUGUCCCCGAAGAGGCCAGAAAGGGAGCCACACUUGUUUUACGAUCUAUGGAGGAAUUCCAGCCGGAGCUUUUUGGUCUACCCUAUAUCGACUAUAGCCCUAAAUUUUCCUUUGGUUAGUCAACUAAAUUUAUCAAAAUUAUCUGUGUAUUUCAAUAAAUUUUUAAAUAAAAAAUAAUA